Molecule: messenger RNA, 1502 nt
Organism: Nelumbo nucifera (sacred lotus)
Lineage: Eukaryota; Viridiplantae; Streptophyta; Magnoliopsida; Proteales; Nelumbonaceae
Biological process (GO): biosynthetic process
Cellular component (GO): cytoplasm
Molecular function (GO): L-kynurenine:2-oxoglutarate transaminase activity; pyridoxal phosphate binding
Source: RefSeq, a predicted model, not a curated record
UGAUUGGUUAUAUAACUUAUGAAUUCCAACUGUUCCGCCAUUGCGCUCCUGUUACUCCAAUUUUGAGUAUAGAUUUGAAUUGAAAUGAAACGAGCAUGCAUCCGGAUAAGCUUUUAGUCGCUUUAGACUUUGGGAACAGAGUAGAAAUGGAGGAGAAGCUGUCCAGAGUUGCUCGGACUCUCAAUCCUUCCCCCAUUCAACAGAUAUCACUCCUUGCCCAGUCAUCCAAUGCAAUCAACCUUGCCGAGGGCUUUCCAGAUUUUCCUGCACCUCCGCAUAUCAAAGAUGCAGCCAUUUCAGCUAUUAACUCCGACUUCAACCAGUACAGGCAUGUGCAGGGAAUUUGUGACUGCUUGGCAAUAAAGAUGAAGAAAGAGCAUGGUCUGGAUGUAGACGCUCUUACUGAUAUUGCUAUUUGCUGUGGUCAGACUGAGGCCUUUGCAGCUGCGGUGUUGGCCACAAUAGAUCGAGGCGAUGAAGUUUUGCUUUUCGAUCCUUCCUAUGAAACAUAUGAAACUUGUAUCGCUUUGGCUGGAGGUGUCCCAGUCCGUGUUCCUCUGGAUCCACCUCACUGGACUUUAGAUCCAGACAAACUCAUGAAGGCUGCUACAGAUAGAACGAAGGCUAUAGUAUUGAACAGUCCCCAGAAUCCAACUGGAAAAGUUUUUAGCAAAGACGAGCUUGAAGCCAUUGCUGGAGCUUGCUGUGACAUGGAUUGGUUAGCUAUAACAGAUGAGGUAUACGAGCAUAUAACUUUUGACAUGGAAAAACAUACAUCCCUUGCCUCUCUUCCUGGAAUGCAAGAGCGGACCAUUAUCACUUCAUCAUUAUCUAAAACUUUUAGUGUUACAGGUUGGAGACUUGGAUGGGCCAUUGCUCCAGCCUGCAUUGCCUCUGCAAUCAGAAACAUUCAUAUAAAAAUCACAGAUUCUGCUCCUGCACCUUUCCAAGAAGCUGCUGUAACUGCUUUAAGAAGUCCGUCAACAUACUUUGAAUCCUUGAGAAGAGAGUAUGAAGUAAAGCGGGACUACAUUGUCAAGAUGCUGGUUGGGCUUGGUUUCCAGAUACAUUUCAAACCCCAGGGCUCGAUUUUUGUGUUUGCAGAGCUUCCCAAGAAGUGCCUACUUUCUGAUAUUGAUUUCGCUUCAGAACUAAUAAAACAAACAGGGGUGGCAGCUGUACCUGGAUGUGGAUUUUUCCAUAAGAAUUUGCAUUCAAAUGAAUUAUCUGAGGAUAAUCAAUCAUAUCAGAAUAGAUACAUUAGGUUUGCUUUCUGCAAAAGUGAUGCUACCUUGAGAGAUGCUGCAGAAAAAAUGGGUGAGUUUGUGGAUCACAACGGGCAUCUCAAGCUCUUUCAUUCUCUUUGAUUCCUUAUUUUUCCUUUUUGAAAAGUCUCUUUGGUUCCACUGAAGGACAAAGAUAGUCUCUUUGACUCUUAUAUGACAAUUUGUUCCUUGAAGCACAUAUGAAAUUUACCCUUUUUGUUUCUGUUUCACCUUUUA